Molecule: messenger RNA, 1716 nt
Organism: Eucalyptus grandis
Lineage: Eukaryota; Viridiplantae; Streptophyta; Magnoliopsida; Myrtales; Myrtaceae
Product: L-ascorbate oxidase
Exons: 5
Coding region: 1-1716 (571 amino acids)
Cellular component (GO): extracellular region
Molecular function (GO): oxidoreductase activity; copper ion binding
Source: RefSeq, a predicted model, not a curated record
AUGAGUUGGUUAGUCACACGGUUGCUAUGUGUUUUCGCGGCGAUGGUGUCGGCGGAGGCUGGAGUCCGGCGCUACAAGUGGGAUGUGAAGUACGAGUUCAAGUUCCCGGAUUGCUACAGGAAGCUGGCCAUCACCAUCAACGGAAAGACCCCGGGCCCAACCAUUCUAGCACGACGGGGAGACCCCAUCAUCGUGGAAGUUACCAAUGGGUUGGCGACAGAGAAUCUUGCAAUCCAUUGGCACGGAAUCCGACAGAUCGGAAGUCCGUGGAGCGAUGGAACAGAGGGUGUGACUCAGUGCCCCAUUUUGCCUGGAGACACCUUUAUCUAUCGUUUUGUCGUCGAUCGACCCGGAACAUACUUGUACCACGCCCACUACGGGAUGCAAAGAGAGGCUGGACUGUACGGGUCGAUCCGGGUUUUGCUGCCGGGUGGCGUGGCCGAGCCGUUCACUUACGACAACGACAAGAGCAUCAUCCUCAACGACUGGUACCACGCCAGCACUUAUGAACAAGCUGCUGGUUUAUCCUCCAUUCCCUUCGUUUGGGUUGGGGAACCUCAGUCGCUAUUAAUUCAAGGGAAGGGAAAGUUCAAUUGCUCCAAAUUGGCCACUCCAAGCUCAAAUCCAACGGCUUGUAACACAACUAAUCCUGAAUGUUCGCCAUAUGUGCUGAUAGUCAUCCCAGGUAAAACGUACCGUCUCAGAAUUUCAAGUAUCACCGCUCUAUCGGCUCUCAGCUUUCAAAUUGAGGGUCACAACAUGACUAUAGUUGAAGCGGAUGGGCACUAUGUGGAGCCGAUCGUGGUCCAAAAUCUGUUCAUCUACUCGGGCGAGACAUACUCCGUCUUGAUCAAAAUUGACCAAGAACCCUCAAGAAAUUACUGGAUCACGACCAACAUUGUGGCCCGGAACGCCACGGCCAAGACCCCUCCUGGUCUUGCCAUCCUUAAUUACAACCCGAACCACCCUAAGAGGGUGCCCCCCACAGAUCCACCCGCUGGCCCGAUCUGGAGUGACACCGCGCCACGACUGGCACAGGGCGUGGCGAUCAAAGCCCGCCAAGGAUACGUCCACACUCCACCGCCCAAAUCGGACCGAGUGAUUGUGCUCCUCAACACACAGAACACGAUUGACGGUUAUUACCGUUGGUCUAUGAACAACGUGUCGUUCACAUUCCCACAUACACCAUACUUGAUCGCCCUCAAGGAGAAUCUCCACCAUGUGUUCGAUCAACACCCACCGCCCGAUCGGCUAGACGACUUCACGACUUAUGACAUCUACCGUGUUGCGAACAACACCAAUGCCAUCUCUAGCAACGCAAUCUAUAGACUAAAGUUCAACUCCACAGUGGACAUCAUCCUGCAAAAUGCAAACACCAUGACCGAAAACAACAGCGAGACGCACCCGUGGCACCUCCACGGCCACGAUUUCUGGGUCCUCGGGUACGGGACAGGGAAAUUUGACGCCGAAAAUGACCCGAAAAAGUACAAUUUGGCGAACCCGAUCAUGAAGAACACGGUCGUAGUUCACCCUUAUGGGUGGACCGCCCUUCGAUUGGUGGCAGAUAAUCCGGGCGUUUGGUUUUUCCAUUGCCAUAUAGAGGCUCAUCUUUAUAUGGGCAUGGGCGUGGUGUUUGAAGAAGGUGUGGAGAAGGUCGGCAAGUUGCCUUCGGAGAUCAUGGGAUGUGGUGAAACAAAAGCCUUCAAGAAACCAUAA